CAUCUUUAUGGCAUGAAAUACUUUGAAAUGUUUUUUUAGAUUAAAAAACAUUGCUGCAUGAAAUGAAAGUAUUCGUACUUCUUACAUUGGCCGUUCUUCUGAUAGAUUUGGUCUUUGCUGGAUUCGGAUGUCCAGAUGACGAGAAAGUGUGUAAUAAACACUGCAUGGGCCUCAAUUGUAAAGCAGGGUACUGUGAUGAAGCCAAGAACUGGUUGUGGUGUGCAUGCUCCGAGUGUUAUCCUCAUGCAACGGUGACACCUACGAGUGUAAUGAACAGUGAAGGACGAUCAUUUGUAGAAAGGGGUACUGUUACACAGCAAUCGCGGGAUUAAGAUGUACAUGUACGGGUGUAGUGGAAAAGUGAACAAACCUGUAUACCAACAGUAAUAACUCUGAUUUGAAUAUUUGUAAUGAAAGCAAUUUAGUCAUGAUUCUGCGUAUAAAUUUUCUUUCUCUUUUCAAGAAGUAAAGAUUUUUCAAGCUUAAUGAACUCCGAACAACA
Magallana angulata is the source of this 502-nucleotide messenger RNA. Its product is annotated as defensin Cg-Defm-like. Bases 63 to 332 code for a protein of 89 amino acids. The transcript has 3 exons. The record is from RefSeq and is a predicted model, not a curated record. NCBI's taxonomy places the organism in Eukaryota, Metazoa, Mollusca, Bivalvia, Ostreida, Ostreidae.